Bursaphelenchus okinawaensis is the source of this 2708-nucleotide messenger RNA. The record is from the annotation of a GenBank genome assembly. Lineage: Eukaryota; Metazoa; Nematoda; Chromadorea; Rhabditida; Aphelenchoididae.
AUGAACGCUGAUGACGAAUGUGACUACGAGCUAGCAAACUCAGGAAGUCGUCAGACCAUCGACCUAGCCCUAUCAUGUCUAGGGCUCCUACUAGGCUCCAUACACCUAACCCUGCUCAUCUACAUACGAUACGCUCAGAAACACAAAGGUUUCUUCCUGAUGCUAAUCCAAGCCAUCAUCAGUGUGUUAACAAUGUCAUUUCUGAUAUUUGGCUGCAUUGUAGACAUGUGUGCCAUCAGAUUGAAUUCUGUUUUGGCAUUCUUCAGAGCUUACAUCUGGUUAUUCUUGGUUAAUGCUCUAAUUGCUGCUUAUGGUUUUAUUGUUGUUGCUCUGUGUUUGGAUAGAUAUGUAGCAUUGAACAACCCGUUAUAUUAUAAGUUGUCAUUUUCGAAACUGAAAGCAAGAUUGGUUAUCAUGUUGAUAUGUACUGUGGUUUCUGUUUUGGUCUGUUUCAAGUGGUUGAUCUACAAUAAGGUCGAUGGUGUUGAUGGCUUUGUGGAGAAUGAAGUUGUGAGUUUAACAUAAUGUUAUCUUAACACUUUAGGCAUUAAUUUGUCAAUGUAAAAAAAUUUUUUUUUGAAUUUUACGUUUUUUAAAAUCUUUAAAAUUUUUUUUUACAAAAAAAACUUUUAAAUUUAAAAAUAUUUUUUAAACUCGUUUACAGAUAACUUCAACCCUCUGGUAUAACGUGAUAAAAACUGCUUCGGCUUUAAUGCAAUACUUUGUUUCUGGCGUUGUGAUGAUACUUUUAAGUGUCAGUAUCAUAAUAAAGUUAAAAGACGUCAACUAUCAACAUUCAGUCGAACUACGGCUAGCUGAAGGCUCCAUGAAUGAGUGGACUAAACAUCAUAAGGUAAGGCAGGAAAGUUGCCAGCGAUUCUUGCUAUAAGCUUCUAAUUUUGAUUUAGACUUAUUUUUUAAUUUUUUAGGUUAGUGAAAAUCUCAGUUUUAAACACUUUUCGCAAGACAACUCUUUCGUUGCGGGACCUAAGUUGAACUCUUAAGGGUUGGUUGCGCCACGGCCUGGUUUCUUUCAAAGUUGCUUUGACUUUUAAAAAAAAUUAGUUUACUCGUAUUUUACAUUUCAGACUACUGCCAACAUUUGUAUUUUCCUAACGUUCUCGUAUAUUUUGUGUAACUGGCCGUAUGCUUUGGCUGAUUAUUUCUACAGUCCUGAGGUAAGUCAUUAUUUGGUAAAUUAAAAGUUUCAAAACAACAGAAAUUAUAAUCCUAAUCAAGAAAAACAAAUUAAAAUUUUUUUAAAGCAGUAAAUUCAUCAAAAGCUUAAAGAAAUCACAAAUAUCGUAUUUUACAAAAAAAUUUUAAAAAAUCUUUCCAGCUCUCCAACACACUCUGGUACGGCACAAUUGAAGUAAUAAUCAAUAUCCUCCAACUUUUGUACCUCCAACUCAACAUUUUCUUCUUCGCUUACUGUAGCCGGAUAUAUCGUCAGAAUCUGUGUUUCCUAACGGCGUGUACCACAAACGAAUUGAAAAAGUUGAUCGCUUGGCAAAAAAAGUUUUAUAUCACAAGGAAAUAAAGCCAGCUGUUAGUUGAAUUGGAUCUGAUUAGUCAUUGUUUUAUUUUUGUUUAGUUUGUGAGACUCUCGAUUAACUUUCUAAUUUGUUAGGGUUUUAGGCUUAAUUUUGAGGCUUUUUUAAACAGAAUGGAUUGACGAAUCGUAUUUUACCACUAUAAAUUUUAAUUUAAAUUGUUUUAGAUAGAAAAAAUAGUCAUUUUUAGAUAAUUUUCGUUUAUUUUACCUUUAAAUAUAAACUUUCUUGAAGUAAUAAUAAACUAAAAAAGGUCUUGUCGUUUUUCAACCUUAAAAUACACAUAAAACAACGACAAGACUUAUGACUUAGGCAACUUGUUUACUUUUGAUUAUUAAAGACCGGACCAAUAUUUAUGCACCGCCUCGGGCCAAAAUAUUCCGACCCUUUUCCUUUAAACUUUGCUUUGAUUCGACCAGAGCCCGACCUGGCCUAGUAGGCCUCUUUUCAACCUUUGAUGCCAUAACAAAUUUUACAAUUUUCAACAAUCAAACUUUCUAAGGCCUAUAAAAAUUCCAGAAAACCAUGUUGAAGCUAUCCCUCUUACUCCUAAUCAUAACCUUCUCCACCGUUCACACCGGCAUCAUUGGCCGUACUCAAAGUGCUGGUGCUCAAGGAGUUUUACUGUGUCACGGCCAACGAGUAGCCAACGUACUUGUCAAACUGUUUGACGCUGAUACUGGAGUAGAUCGCGAUGAUUUGUUGGCUUCUGGCAAGACGGACAGAAAUGGAUUCUUCAGAAUCAGUGGAAGCACCAAGGAGAUCACUAACAUUGAUCCGAAGUUGAAUAUUUAUCAUGAUUGCAACAAUCAGUUGGUGAGUUUACUUAUUUUGUUAAAGUUUUGAUAAUGUUUUUUCUUUUUAAACUCAAAUUUUUGUGAUUUUUAGAAAUUUUCAUGUUUGCACCACGCAGUAGAUUAUAUUUACAUUGCUCAACAGACAUACUACUAUUCUUUCUAAUUUUAAAUAAAAAAUUUUAAAUUUUUUAAGUUGCUUUAUAAAAUUUCAACUUUUCAGCCCUGCAAGCGAAAGUUCAGUUUCCCAAUCGCCGACCAGUACAUUAGCAAAGGAAAAACAGUACAAAGUCAUUAUGAUGUUGGAUACCUCGAAUUGUCAGAAAAAUUCCCUGGAGAAGCUCGUGAUUGUAUUCACUAA